Molecule: messenger RNA, 1824 nt
Organism: Moesziomyces antarcticus
Lineage: Eukaryota; Fungi; Basidiomycota; Ustilaginomycetes; Ustilaginales; Ustilaginaceae
Exons: 1
Coding region: 1-1824 (607 amino acids)
Biological process (GO): nucleocytoplasmic transport; activation of GTPase activity
Cellular component (GO): perinuclear region of cytoplasm; cytosol; nucleus
Molecular function (GO): small GTPase binding; GTPase activator activity
Source: RefSeq, a predicted model, not a curated record
AUGAGCGAUCUCGAUAUUGACGAUGCGUCGCUGCCGUCCGAUGACGACGUCAGCUGUGCGCGGCCCGCCCUCGACAGCAGCAGGCGGCCAGCGUAUGGAACGCUGUCUGUGCAGGCCGAGGACGAGCCGGUAUCGGCCUCGCGAGUGCUACAAGACAUGCGCAGUAGCGCUGGCAGCCACCAUCGCCUCUGUCUGCAGCACGCGGAGCUAGGGGAUGACAAAACCGCCAAGGUUCUUCAAGCGCUAUUCGAGCACGAGCCGCGCCCUGACGCAGCGGAACAGCCGACCACCACCGACGACACCGACUCUGCGGCUGCAAGCCAAUGGGCUGCGUCGGACAGGGCUUGGCGGUACUCGAGCUCCCUUGAUCUGCCGCAAUGGAAGGCGUUCCGCAUCGUCGAGCUGGACAACAACGAGCUGACCUCGGCCAGCUUGCCUCCCAUCUGUACGCUGCUGGAGCGCAACCCUUUGCUUCAUACGCUCAGCCUCAAGGGCAACGAGCUCGACGGGGACGCGGCCGCAUACAUUGCUCUUGCCCGCGUGCUGGCCGCGUCGCCGCUGCGACGGCUCAGCCUGUCUUCGAAUCCGAUCUCGCACCGUGCGCUCGCGGCGUUUAUGGAUUCGCUUCCGCCGGCCGGUACCUCGCUCGAGUGCCUCGAGCUUUCCAACGUGCUUCCUGUCGAAGACGACGCCUCCGAGCCCGGAGAGGAGCGAAUGGUCGCUGCCAAGGCUGUGGCGAGCUUCAUUGCGGAUGCCGCUCGCUGUCGGAGCGUCAAGACGUUGUUGCUGAACGGCAAUGGAUUCGGCAGCCGCGGCGUGCGCUCCAUUGUAGCCGCGCUCAUCGGCUCCGCCUCGUCACUUGACUCGGCUGGGGACGUCUCGGAGGCGACGAUGGAAGAUGCGUUCUACGAUACGGUGUUUCGCGCGCGGCUGCGGCGUCCGAAUCGGUCGCUGGAAGUGCUCGAGCUUGCGGGCAACAUCGAGCGAGGCUGGCUGCCGCAAGAUCCGCAAGAGCAGCGCGAGCGUUUGAAAGCGAUACGCAAGAGGUAUGCGUGCGUCGCGCACGAUGAGAUCGAAACCAUCGUGGCGUUUCUGGACCUGCGUGCACGUAGAGCAAGGCUGAACGAGCCCGCACCGUCCGAGCAAGAGGUCCCGAUCGAGAUCGCGCGACACAUGAAGGCGGUGGGCGUGCAACUUGACGAGUGGGAGCGCGACUUUGAGGAGGCUGCCGAGAUCGGCGCGGGGCUCACGGUGGGCAAUUGGCAGGCACUCAAACAGUUGCGGCUCGAACAAAACGCUGCCGAUGGAGAGAGAUGCAGGCAAGCAGCCACCGCCGUUUUGGCUGCGGCGAGGAUCGUUGGAUGCACAGCACAGCGUGUGCACACCGCGCCCGAUGGAGCGCAGCAAGGCUUUCACAGGUUCCUCGACUUGCCGCCCGAGUUGCGCUUGAUGGUUCUCAAGAAGCUCGACACAUACAGCGUCAUGUCGGCGCGCCAGUUCACGCGCGCGAUCAGCUUCGCAUGCGAGAGGACCACCAUCGGAUAUGGCGAGCCGCACUUUGACGGGACGCGAGUGCGCGCUGCUUCCGACACUGUCUCGCACAGCACCACAUCCUCCGCCACGCUGCCGGCACAGAGAUGGUCGUGGCAACAAUGCUUCGAGGAGCGGGCCGCGGCGCGCGAUUGGGCUGCCGACCGUCUCGACGCUUCGGACCAGAGUGCAUUCCUGCGUUCGAGGACGACGGGUGCGCACAUGCACGCCACCGCCAACCAUCCCGGCCUCUAUGCGUUCCUCGAAUCGACCAUGUGCCACCGAGCUGAAUAG